CUCGUGUUUCCCCCUGUGUCUCUGCCCCAGGGACCUGUCACAAGUGGGGACGUUGUCAGGCUCACUGCCUCCUUAUGCACUCACCCAGCUAUGGCGCCUCACAUACCUGAGCCUGGCCAACAGCCCUCAACUCCAGGGAAAGCUGCAUGCCGUCGCCCUCCCACCAGCCCUUGCUUUCCUGGACCUCUCAUAUACAGCUGUGUCGGGCGCCUUGCCCCACACUCUCUCCACCCUCACCAACCUCGCUUAUCUUGACCUCACGGCCACUCCAGUAUCCGGACCCAUUCCCUCAGCCUUCUCCCGCCUCACCAACCUCCAGCACCUGGACCUCGCAUACACAUCCCUAUCAGGAGAGCUGCCGUCCACAUUAACUGCACUCUCCAAGCUCUCCCACCUGAACAUUCACCUGCAGGGUGCCCAGGUGGGAGGCUCGAUCAACACGCUCACCUUUGUGUCGCACCUCACCCGCCUGCACACGCUGGAGCUCUUUGGCUUCGACGCCAUGACGGACGGCCACAUGACUGCUCUCAGCGGCCUCUCUACACUCACCCGCCUGCAAAAGCUUGUGCUAGGGGACCUGGGCAGAGUGGUAGGGGAGCUGCCCUAUCAACUCGGCUUCCUCACUCAGCUCACCCACCUGGACCUGUCCUACAACUACUUCUCUGACUUCCCCACCUGGAUUGUUGACCUCACGCGCCUUCAGUACAUAGACGUGCAGCACCAGUACGAGCAGCGCAGGGGCUACAUUCCCCGCGACCUCAACCACCUCACCGGCCUCCGCACUUUUCUUGCUGUUGGCAAUGGCCUCUCAGGCUUCCUCCCAGAGACGUGGAGCCGCCUCACUGCACUGGAACGCCUCAACCUGCAAGGGAACAAGCUGGAAGGUUCCAUCCCUGGCAGCUACUCUGCUCUCAAGGCUCUCACCUUCCUCAAUCUCAACGCCAACAGGCUCUCAGGAACGCUCCCCCAAGUCUUCUCGUCCAAUUUAGAGGCUCUGAACAUUGGCAACAACCAGUUUGGCGGACCCAUUCCGGACUUCCUCGGAUCGCUUCCAAACCUCAUGGAGCUGGAGUUGCGGAACAACCGGUUCGUGGGAGGCAUUCCAAGAACCUUCACUGGCCUGGCGUACAUGCGUGAACUGUCUGUGGGCGGCAAUCAGCUCAGCAUUGGACUCGAUGUCGUUUCUGACAUGCCAUGGCUCGCCAUGCUGAACUUGAAGAGCAACAACUUCUCAGGGACUGUGCCCGCCUCGUUCUCAUCGCUCACCGCCCUCCAGUUCCUCGAGUUGGGUGAGAACCAGUUCUCAGGAAGCUUCCCCUCAGUUGUCCUCACCCUCACCAACCUCAACGCCCUUGGUUUGCAGGGCAACGGCUUUUCUGGCUCCAUGCCACUGGGUGUGUCUGCUCUGGUGAACCUCAACGACCUGGACGUGAGCAACAACCGCUUUCAUGGCAGCAUCCCAGGCGCUCUCUUCUCCCUCACAUCUCUCCGCACCCUCAUGGCGUCGCGCAACCUGCUCUCUGGCGCCCUGCCCUCCGCCCUUCAAACCUCAGCAUCCCUGGAACAACUCCCGGGCGCCAAUGCAAACCCCACCUCUGCUGCCAUGCCUGCGCGCCCCUGCAGGCACCUGGAGGGCAACGGGCUUGCAGGGUCUCUGCCGGACUUCUCUCGCUGGAACACGUCUCUCACUGCUCUGUAUGGUCGCUGUAUGGCCACUGGUGUGGGUGUGGAAUUCUCUAAAGUAACAUCGUGCUGCCUCCUGCCCAUGCCCGGCCAUCAGGUUCCUGGCAGGCAACAACCUCACGGGCCAUAUCCCCCCCUCCAUUUCCACCCUCACCUCCCUCCUCAUCCUCCUGCACAGCAACCAGUUGGAUGGGCCCUUCCCAACCGGCCUCCUCUCCAUCACCUCCCUCGAGUCCCUGUGAGCCCACCCUCCUGGGACAUGGCAAAGCCAUGGAUCGCAUGCACAGGAGUGAAGCCAACACUUUUCACAUUUGCCAUAAGGUCGCCCAGGAUCCCCGCAUCGUGCCAUGCCACCAUACCCCUGCACCAUGGCUUCUUCCCUUCACUCACUCACCGUUUCCCUCACCACCCUACCCGUGGGGCCCUGCCCACCAGGCUGCUGGCGCGCAACAGCAUUCAGGGCACCCUCCCAGACAACCUGGGCCAGCUCUCAUCCCUGCGCCACCUCUGGUUGAGUCGCAAUAAUCUCACAGGGAAGCUUCCGUCCUCCUUCUGUAACCUCUCCCGUUUAGAAAUCCUGUACCUGAGCAGCAACAGCUUCUACGGCCCCAUCCCUGAGUGUCUCUUCAGCGCCUUCCCCUGCCUCAACAGACUCUUCUACGGGCGCAUCAACCGCAACUUUGAAGGCAUAGUGCCCACGGCGGGGGCUCUCCUCAACCUCGCCCACAACUACUUUUACGGCGACCCCGUGCUGUUCGCCAGUGGCUGCCAGUUCUGCCCGUCGGAGAUUGCAGGGGAGAGUGUGGUGGAGCCCGGGGAAUUGAGCGUGCAGGCUGGAGGGAACUGCGUCGUACAGUCAGAGGCCGGCAGAGUGCCGCUGGUGGUGGCACGGCAGUACGAGACGGGGCAGGCGAGCCUGGCCCACAACUGCUUCCAGCCCACCGCCCCGCUCUCCUGCCCCGCCACACCCUAUUCCAACCCCACCACACCCACCAACUCCUCCGUUUCCUCCUCCUCACCCACGUUCUCCCAGCGCACACCAGCAGCAUGCAGGGCGUUCUGCAGCAUCACGGACAACGGCCCCUGUGACGGCCAUGGCGCCUGUGUGCCGCCCCCCCAGGGCCCCGACUCCUCCCAGGGCUCAACCGCCAGCUUCUCGUGCGAGUGUGACGCGGGGUACAGUGCGUUUGACAGCGGUAACGGGUCCACGUGCGUCAUUCUCACCACCACCACUGUGCCUGGUCCAGGCCUAUCACCAGCAGCAGUGGCAGGCAUCGCACUGGGUUGCUUCUUCGGGCUAGCUCUUCUAGCAGCCAUCCUCGUGUGGUUUCUCCUCCCCAAACGCCGCCGCAAGUGGGGCGACCUAGACGUGUGUCACGAGUUCUCCCUGCAGCAGCUCGUGCAAGCCACCGACAACUGGGCCGAUGCAAACCGGCUGGGGCGGGGGGGCUUUGCAACGGUGUACCUUGGAGUGUCGCCGCAAGGGGAGAUGUGGGCCGUGAAGCGAUGUAGAGUGAUGACCAACGACUUUGAGAAGGAGGUGCGGGCCAUGGCAACGCUGAGGCAUGAGAACCUGGUGCGGCUGCUGGGGUUCUGUGUGGACAUGCAGGUGGAGAGCGGACGGCAGGAGCAGGUGCUGGUGUACGAGUAUGUGGGGAACGGUGACCUCAAGCACCACAUCCACCACGCCAAGUGCCCCCUCACCUUCCACCAGCGCCUGCGCAUCGCCCUGGGAGCAGCAGAGGGCCUGUCUUAUCUGCACAGCUUCAGCACGCCCAUCGUGCACCGCGAUGUGAAGCCCGCCAACAUCCUCGUCACCGACUCGCUGGCCGCCAAGCUCGCUGACUUUGGGCUGCUGAAGCAGCUCACUGAAGGGGACGGGGAGGGCGGUGCCACGCGGAUUGCAGGCACGCCGGGGUAUGUGGACCCAGACUACAAUCGCACACGGGUGGUGUCCCCAAAGACAGACGUUUACAGCUUUGGAGUGGUGCUGCUGGAGAUGCUGACAGGCCGGCCCGCCGUGAUGAGCGAAGAGGACUACCACAUUGCCACGUGGGCGGCCCAACGAGUGGCGGAUUACGAGCUAGACCUGCUGAAAGACCCUUCCAUGGAGGUGCCAGAGGAUGCCAUAGUGGAGUUUGCAGACAUUGCUCUCGACUGCCUGAAAAUGCCGUGCACGCGCCGCCCCGACAUGAAGGCUGUAGUGCACCGAAUCGACGAUAUGAUUCAGAAGUACUGUACUGGUAAAGGUGAGCGGGUGGCUGCUCCCGCUGAGCCUGUAAUGAGAGAACUCGUUAGUGAGGAUGUGGAUAGUGUUGGUAUGGAAGGCUUCGGAGGUGUUAGCGGGUUCACAAGCACAGAAAGCACUGACCAGAGCGGUGUGGUUAGUGGGCAAGAAAGUGGCAGUCUCUUGGGUAAGCGAGUGGUGGAGGGAAGGGAUUCGGAAGAGGCGGUGGGUUUGAGGAAUUCAGCCACGGAUAGCAUGACGUCUAAAGGCUCACAUGCAGAGCAUAGUGCAAUCGAAAAUAGAGUUCAUCCCCGCUGA
Molecule: messenger RNA, 4228 nt
Organism: Closterium sp. Naga37s-1
Lineage: Eukaryota; Viridiplantae; Streptophyta; Zygnematophyceae; Desmidiales; Closteriaceae
Source: the annotation of a GenBank genome assembly